AUGUCUGAUCCAUUUUCUGUUGCAGGCAGCGCGGUCGGAGUGAUUUCGCUGGGGCUACAAGUCUGCCAACAACUCACCUCUUACUGUCAAGCCUAUAACAGCUACGAUGAAGAAAUUAAGAAGAUUGGCAGCAGGUCUGAGAGCCUUCAACGGCCUCUGAAAGACCUCCGCGAACUGAUCGAAGAGGCACGGGCGAAGGACCCAGAGAUUGCCAACCGAUCUGGCGGAUAA
Messenger RNA from Penicillium atrosanguineum, 231 nucleotides. RefSeq lists its product as uncharacterized. The record is from RefSeq and is a predicted model, not a curated record. Lineage: Eukaryota; Fungi; Ascomycota; Eurotiomycetes; Eurotiales; Aspergillaceae. The transcript has a single exon. The coding region runs from base 1 to 231 and encodes 76 amino acids.